CAAUCGCUGCGUUUCAAGGCAGUGAGUCACGAAACUCGGAACUUUGGGAGGGCAGAGGGGAGGAGAUAGAGUGGAGCCGAGUUAAAAUAAGCCACAGGAGUGUGCUUUCACAAGACUGGGAAAUAACAGUACGGCGCUCCAGUGGUCGUGAACAUCUAUACAGGCGAAGCACACUAGGUUACGCUGAGGUUUCUACUGCAAUCAGCUUGUCAUGAUGCUUGCAAAAUUCUUCCUGCUCCUGGCUGUUGUUUGGACUUUUGAAGUAAAUGCAGCUAUCUCCAGUUUCUUGGAAGAAAUGAUUAAGAUGAAUCCACCCAUGAACAUACGGAUUUCCUCUGGAAGUUUCGGAGAAUACACCGUGUCUUGGGAUGGAAAUUGCACAUUUCAAGACAAUGUAUACUACCAGCUUGACUACAAGUACCUCAAUCCAAGUGAUAGCAAGUCCUACAGUUAUUUUGUACAAGAAUAUCAAAAGAAGAUGGAUUUGGAAUUACACCGGGGACUAUUUACACAAGUCAAGCUGGGAUAUUUUGGAGACACUGAUGACGAAAUAUCCAGCAAUUGGACUGAGAGAACUUUUGACCUACCACGUGAUUCAUUUGCCUCAGUUGACAACUUGACCUGCAUUUUUUAUGGUAAUACCUACAUGAACUGUACGUGGGAUAUUAAUGAAAAUGCACCAGAGAAUGAACAAUACAUUUUGUCCUACAGGAAGGAACAAACAAGUGACAUGUACAACUGCACAAAUUACCGCAUGUCUGGAGCGAGGAACACCGGCUGUGUUGGCCACAAAUAUGACAUCGACCUGAGUUACGAGAUUAUCAUCUGUAUCAGUGAAUUGAACAACAAAACCAAAUUACCAUACUGCAGGAAGGUGAAACCAUACUAUUUCCAUAAACUCAACAAUCCAAUAAAUGUCAGGAUAAAUAAAAGCACUGAUGAAGUCACAUGGAAUCUUCCAGAAGUUAAUUUUGGCCCCAGUUGUUACAAGUAUCAAUUAAACAUCACAAACUGGAAUGACAAGGAAGACCAGAAGGUUAAAAAUACAUCUGUUGCAAAAUAUGUCAUCAGCAGGGAUAAAACAAAAAGAUAUUCUGUGCAAGUAAGGGCACUGGUGAAUGAUAUUUGUUUGGAAAGCACUAUCUGGAGUGAUUGGAGCAAACCCCUUAUCAUCGCGCCUGAUGUGAAGGAUAUAUCUUUUCUGACAAUUGCAGCAGUAUUUGCUGUGAUUUUGGUUGUGCUAACAUUGUUGCUGGUACUCAUCUGUAUAAAAUGUAAGUUAGUGUCAAAAGUGUUUCAACCAAUCCCUGACGCUGGAGAGACGUUCAAGGGGCUCUUUGAGGAGUGCAAUGGUGAUUUUCAGAAAUGGAUUAAUAAGAAUCCCUAGCUGAAGACUGAGAUUGAAGAAUGCACAAGUUACUGUAAAAGAAUUCUAAGAUCCUUAAAAGCUAUUGUCACAUUCUAGUCUUCUAGCAACAGAGAUGUUUCAUUAGCCUCAAGAUGUUUGUCUUCAAUGGGAAGAGGAGAGGAGAGAGAGAAAAAAAUACAUAUUUGAAAGGAAGAAUGAAAGGAAGAUGAUACAUCCAUCAUAGUUUAUGAAACAUUUUUUUCCAACCUUUUUAUCAGCUUGCUGUAUUAUUUGAAUUUCUUCAGACCAGACUUUCCAAUAAGCUUGGAACUUCGGAUAAAGUUCAGUAAAGCAUUAGCAAGCAGAGAGGAGAAUGACGCAGUUGGAUUCCUGACUCCAGCAUAUUCUUUACAAGGACCUCAAUGUAUUAAUAAGCAGUUGUACCCAGACACACACAAUGAAUAUACAGACAGAAAAGCAAAACCAUCAUGUUUUUUUUCCCAGGAGUUCUUCCUGUCAUGUUUCGAGUCCAACCUACAUGUACAGUCUGAAUCCAAUUUCAAGCACAGUUCUUUGCUUCUAGUUUGUGGCUUGUGCUGCGAUGCUUCAGGGCAGUUCAGAGUAUAUUACAGUGUACGUUUACACAGUAAUUGAUGGCAUAGAGGCAUUAAGGUUUUUUGAGUAAUUUACUUCCAGUGAAACCCAUUCUCAGUGUACCUCUGCUCCAUGUGUUCACAGGAGCCGGAUAUCACUCCUUACUGAGUAGGGGCAAAUGUGGGGAAUAAGUUUAUCACGUAAUUUUUCCCUUUUUUUAAAAGACCAGAAGAUGUUCUGGCAGAUUCUGGUGCUUCAGUCAAUGCUACAGUAAGGGACAAAGGCUGGUUAGCAGUGGGAGGCUGAUGUACUACAUGUGGUAGGUUAACAGAUUCUUUACAUGUAAAUCAAUUUCAGGACCUGCUUUCUUUCUAAUGUGAGGAGAUGCUUUAUUAGAUAAUGUACAUGGACAGGGAAUGACUUUUAAGCGUUACCUUCUUGUUAUUCCUUUUUAGUGAUGACUCUCUUUGCAACUUGCUGAGAGUAGAACUUUUGUAACCUGGUUCUCAUCCACUCUGACAGUGAUGAUUUAUUGCAAGAAGGAUAUCUGUGCACAAUGGAUAUAUUUUACUUUGAUACCGCAGUUUUCAUCCAGUAUCUCAGAAAAGGUUUUCAUGAAAAUAACAGAUGCAAAUCCUAAACAGAGUAUCAGCUAAACUGCAACUUGACAAGUCUAAAGUCAUUUACUGUCAAAUGCACAAGUCACAUAUAACACAGGUGCAAUGAAAAACUUACCAGAAAGUACCCGAAUAUCAAACCAUAAAAGAGUGAUUAAUUGUUAACAUCUUUAUUAAGCAACAAAAAAACCAAAACAGCUUUAAUGACGUGAGAUUAAACCAAAUGAUAAACCUGUGUAGAUAUGGUCGCACAAACUAGGUAUCCUCUCGGGGAGAAAGUAAAUGCAGAAGAGAGAGGUAAAGGAAAAAUGAGGGACUGGAGUGCAAGGAGAAAGGGUGAGGGAAGGAAAAGGGAGGUGAAUUUGACAGAGGUGCCAGGGAGAGAGAGUUGGAGAGGGGAGGGAAACUGAAGGAGAAGGUAGGGAGGAGGAGCUGGUCCAUCUCGGAAAUGCAUCAGAGUGAGGCUGUGAAAGGAAUUUUUAAUCCUAUGUUUAUAAAAAAAAAUCAAUUAUGUGAAUCAGUUUAAAUGUCUUUUAUGAUCUGGUUAUUCAAGUGUUCCAGUAUUUGAAUAAAAAUAACAUUUAUUUUA
Messenger RNA from Pristis pectinata (smalltooth sawfish), 3148 nucleotides. Its product is annotated as interleukin-5 receptor subunit alpha-like. Gene Ontology annotation, cellular component: external side of plasma membrane. Gene Ontology annotation, molecular function: cytokine receptor activity; protein binding. The transcript has 11 exons. The record is from RefSeq and is a predicted model, not a curated record. Bases 212 to 1387 code for a protein of 391 amino acids. Lineage: Eukaryota; Metazoa; Chordata; Chondrichthyes; Rhinopristiformes; Pristidae. Gene Ontology annotation, biological process: cytokine-mediated signaling pathway; immunoglobulin mediated immune response.